AUGCGUGAAACAUACCAGUGCAUCGAAGGACGUCUUAAAGCUGAACAAUUUAAGCAAAAAGUAAUGGCUUGCUUUCGUGCUUGGGAAGACUGGACCAUUUAUCCCCAGGAGUUUCUCAUCCGACUGCAGAACAUAUUCUUGGGUCUGAUUACAGCCAAUAUUAUGGAAAGAGACAUACUUGAGGAUCCAGUGAAAGAUGAUAUUCCACAAAUUCCUGUACAAAUGGUAAAAAAAAAAGAGAAUUAUGAUGGUGUCCCCGUUUCUGAAGAUUUGGAUGGUGUUCCUACUGUUGAAGAAGAAACAGUACCUUCUAAUAUUGACAUUGAGCCAAUUGAUGGAGUGCCACUUAAAGAGGAUUUAGACGGCAUACCAAUUGAUUUGAAUCAAGACAUUGAUGGCAUUCCAUGUAAGUUGACUAACAUGUAA
This is a messenger RNA of Saccoglossus kowalevskii, 426 nucleotides long. RefSeq names its product U2 snRNP-associated SURP motif-containing protein-like. NCBI's taxonomy places the organism in Eukaryota, Metazoa, Hemichordata, Enteropneusta, Harrimaniidae. Gene Ontology annotation, molecular function: RNA binding. Gene Ontology annotation, cellular component: nucleus. The record is from RefSeq and is a predicted model, not a curated record. Gene Ontology annotation, biological process: RNA processing.